AAGGCCACCCGAUAAGUACGUGCGAAUGCACACGAGGGUGAAAAGGAGAGGGGGGGGGGGCGUGCAUUCUUUUGCACUCGGCCACCCAGGCAGGCAAAGAGACUGCUAGAGGCGCGUGCACAACCCGGGGAGGCGGAGGCGAGCCCUCUUUGCGCCCUGCCCUGCGGGCUCGUGCGCAGGGAGGAGGAGGAGGCGGCGCCCGCAGCGGCUUUGCACUCGCGCGGUAGCUGCCCGGCGGCUAUAAAGAAGCGGCCCAGAGGCUUCGGGGAACAACAGCUGAUUGGCCUGCUCCUCUUCUCCAAGCUGCCGACGGUGACUGCAAAACAGCCUCUUAGCGUGAUGGAUCCUCAGGACUGCCCAUGCGCUGAUGGUGGUUCUUGUACCUGUGCUGGUUCCUGCAAAUGCAAAAAUUGCAAGUGUACUUCCUGCAAAAAAAGCUGCUGUUCCUGUUGCCCAGCUGGCUGCGCCAAAUGUGCCAAGGGCUGUGUCUGCAAAGAACCUCUGUCGAAUAAGUGCAGCUGUUGCAGCUAAAAAUGCAGUGUUUUGUUCUUUGUAAAUAUUCUGUAUCAUCAAAAAGAUGAUUGUUUGAUCACAAUGAGUAUUUUGUAACUGUUUUGCAUGCUGGGGAGGGGGAAGGAAAAAUAAAAGCUGUGAUUUAACAGGAAA
Heteronotia binoei (common prickly gecko) is the source of this 666-nucleotide messenger RNA. Its product is annotated as metallothionein. Gene Ontology annotation, molecular function: metal ion binding. The record is from RefSeq and is a predicted model, not a curated record. NCBI's taxonomy places the organism in Eukaryota, Metazoa, Chordata, Lepidosauria, Squamata, Gekkonidae. The coding region runs from base 340 to 531 and encodes 63 amino acids. The transcript has 3 exons.